AUGGCACUCCAACCAGUUUCAGAUGAUCCAAUCAAAACCAAAACAUCUAAACAUGUGAUAGAUACAGACGAAGUUUCUAACCUAAAACGACAACGUCACAAUAAUGUUACGCUAUUUUCAGAUGAUGAAAUUGAAGCAUCUUCUUACAAAGGAAAAUCUAAAGAAAAUAUUUACGAUCUUGAUGAUAUUGUAAGACGAGUGGAAAACAAGGCCAAGAGCCAGAAACUAAAAAAUAAUCGUAUAUUCUCUGUUCUUGUUAAGGAUGAAAAAGCAAUUCUCAGAGAGAAUUGGAUCAAAGCGAUCAUGUUCAUGAUUGAGGAGUCAUGCAAGACUCUCGUAUCUGUGAUUGAUAACCCAGAAAGGGUAGCAGGAAAUGCUAACAAUGAACUUGAUGCGGGUACCGGCAAAACACGAGUCCUAAAAUUCAUCAUCGCGCAUUACUAUCUUGUUCAUAAUAUCAAGAUCGAGGUUACCGCAUCUACUGGUAAAGCUGCUCUAGAAUUAAAAUCCUCUGGUAAUGCUGACAAGAAAUAUCAAACAUGGUUAAGAGAAAUAGGUGCAUUGAUCAUCGAUGAAUGUUCGAUGAUCAACAGUGAACUUCUCGAUUCGAUCGUGCAUCUUUUCAAGAGUGCUGGAGAUAGUGUGUUUUUGAAUACACACUUCAUCAUCUCUGGAGAUUUUUUUCAGCUUCCACCGGUAUCCGGAGGUUUGUGUUUCUUGAACGAGAAUUACCAUGAUGACAAUAUUCUCUUGCGAGAUUCCUGGAAAUCGAUGAAUUUCAUCUAUGUUGGAUUGAGAGAAAUAUUCAGACAGGAGGAUCCAGAGUUCAAAUGCCAUUGCACCAAUCUACGAUACGGAUUCUUUAACGAGACCACGUAUCGAUAUUUCAAGAAUUGCACCUAUCUCAAGGAGGAUGCGAUCCGUCUCUUCUCUCAAAAAAGAUUUCGUGAUAUGUAUAACAAUUCUCGUUUGAACAAAUUACCAGGAAAUGAUAUCAUUAUCCGUGGAUUUGACACAUCCGAUUAUAUCAAGGAGAUUCAUGAGAAGAAUCCAUCCCUGCGAACGCUCAAUGACAUGGAAAAGAGCACCAACCCGGUCAUCAAGGAUUUGCUCAAGAAACACAAAAACAUCGAGUGUAUAUUCAUGAAUCAUACCCAAUCAGAAUAUGAGGUUCGUCUGCGUUUGAAUUGCCGUGUGUUAGUGAUACAAAAUUACUCAGACGAAGUCGUGAAUGGAUCAUCAGGUACAUUUGUUGGCUGGAGCGCAAGAUCUUUGUCCGAUGAUGAAAAGCUUCGUGAGAACGUGGGUUGCAAUGUCAGAAAAAAAUAUCGUGAGCUUGAUGAGAAGAAUGAUGAGAGGUACUAUGAUCAUGAUAUGAUAAUUCGUCUCGAUGACACAAACAAAGAGGUUCUGGUUGGCAUGUGCGAGAUGUCCGAGGAGGAUAAUUACGAGAAAAAAUACACACGUAAACAAUUUCCGAUCAUCCUAUCAUACGCGCUGACCAUUCACAAAUCCCAGGGCACGACUUUAAAACGUGUGGUUGUUGAUACACGUGGAUGCACCCAGAAACUUGCAUACACAGCAGUAUCACGUGUUAUCUCUCGUGAUUCACUCGGAAUUCUAAAUCUCACUGCUGCCACGGCCAAACGCUUGUCAGAACCUGUGAAGGAAGAUCAUGUGGUAAAAGAAUUUUAUAGUCAUUAUGUGGGUAUUGAUAUUCCUAAACAACCCCUAACUUAUCCAUAA
Molecule: messenger RNA, 1746 nt
Organism: Dentiscutata erythropus
Lineage: Eukaryota; Fungi; Glomeromycota; Glomeromycetes; Diversisporales; Gigasporaceae
Source: the annotation of a GenBank genome assembly